Messenger RNA from Protobothrops mucrosquamatus (brown spotted pit viper), 2687 nucleotides. It is a transcript of the gene ZNF598, whose product is annotated as zinc finger protein 598. The transcript has 12 exons. NCBI's taxonomy places the organism in Eukaryota, Metazoa, Chordata, Lepidosauria, Squamata, Viperidae. Gene Ontology annotation, biological process: rescue of stalled cytosolic ribosome; protein ubiquitination. The record is from RefSeq and is a predicted model, not a curated record. Bases 1 to 2652 code for a protein of 883 amino acids. Gene Ontology annotation, molecular function: ribosome binding; ubiquitin protein ligase activity.
AUGGCGGCUUCGCCUCCCUCGGAGUCGCGUAUUUCGGACGGCCCGGGCAGCUGCGUGCUGUGCUGCGGCGAGCUGGAGGUGGUGGCCUUGGGCCGCUGCGAGCACCCCAUCUGCUACCGGUGCUCCGUGCGGAUGCGGGCGCUCUGCGGGGUCCGGUACUGCGCCGUCUGCCGGGAGGAGCUGGCCCAGGUGGUUUUUGGGAAGAAACUGCCACCCUUUUCAACAAUCAUACUCAGCCAGUUACAACAUGAGAAGAAAUAUGACAUCUAUUUUGCUGAUGGAAAGAUUUAUGCUCUCUAUAGGAAGCUGCUGCAGCACGAAUGCCCUCUGUGCUCGGAGUCCCGGGCAUUUCCUGCCAUUGUGGAGUUGGAGCAGCACAUGAGGAAGCAGCACGAGCUCUUUUGCUGCAAGCUCUGCGUGAAGCACCUGAAGAUCUUUACAUAUGAGCGCAAAUGGUAUUCACGCAAGGAUCUUGCUCGGCACAGAAUCCAUGGGGAUCCUGAUGACACAUCUCACCGUGGGCACCCCUUGUGUAAAUUUUGUGACGAGCGAUAUUUGGAUAAUGAUGAGUUGCUAAAGCACCUGAGGAGAGACCACUAUUUCUGCCACUUCUGUGAUUCUGAUGGAGCUCAAGAAUAUUACAGCGAUUAUGAGUAUCUCCGCGAACACUUCCGGGAGAAGCAUUUCCUCUGCGAAGAAGGUCGGUGCAGCACCGAGCAAUUCACCCAUGCCUUUCGGACCGAAAUCGACUACAAAGCACACAAGACAGCUUGUCACAGCAAAAACCGAGCUGAAGCCAGGCAGAAUCGGCAGAUUGACUUGCAGUUCAACUAUGCCCCGAGACACCAGCGGAGAAGCGAGGGUAUUGUCGGUGGUGAAGACUAUGAGGAAGUUGAUAGAUAUAACAGGCAGGUGAGAGGAGGCAGGUCAGGAGCCCGAGGUGGACAACAGAACAGGAGAGGCAGCUGGCGAUACAAGAGAGAAGAAGAAGACCGAGAUGUUGCCGCAGCUGUUCGGGCAUCAGUGGCUGCCAAAAGGCAAGAAGAGAAAAAACGGGUUGAGGACAAAGAGGACAACUGUCGCGCCAAGAAGGAAGAUGCCAAAGAUCCUGACCCAACCAUCUCUAAGCGAGGGGUGAAGCCUUCAUCCGAAGAACCAGUUCCCAAGGAAGUGGUUCCCAAGGCUGCCUUAAGGCAAGAUGAUUUUCCUGCCGUCGGCUCGCCAACCGUGAAUUCUGUGCAGAGCUCAUCUCAGUUGGCGCCAGUAAAACUUGAUGAAGAGGACUUUCCCAGGCUCUCCUUCUCCUCUGCUCCGCCCGUGGUCUCUGCCGCUCUGCCCUUGUCCUACAUGGCUACAGCUCAAAAGACAGGCUUUCAAGAGGAGGACUUCCCCGCCCUGGUCUCCAAAGUCCAAUCAAGCAGUAAGAUGGUGUCGACCCUUGCCUCGGCCUGGAGUGGUGGCUCCAGCAAGAACAUGGCCCGAGCCGGGCUGGCCACCGCCGGCCAGCCGGCCAGGAAAGGGGCCCCUCCCGGCAGCAGUAAAGCAAGCAAGAAGAGCAAGGUGAUGCUCCCUGGCAACUCUCAGGAUGGCAGCGGCAGUGUGCCCACUCAGGAAAUCCGCAGCGCACCAACAAUGGUGGAUGUGUCCUCGUUGCUGGCAGCCUCUAACUCUCAGACUUUUGCCAAAGUGGGUAAGAAGAAGAAGGUUGGGACUGAGAAGCUGAGAACAGCCUCGCCGUCCGGCUUGCAGGAGAUGCCAGACGCCCUCCACUCUCUCGAGAAGGUGGAAGAUGCUGAGCAGCCCUCGGCCAUCGCUGCCGGUCCUAACCUGCCCAGCACCUCUGCCGCUCUGGUGAACGGCCACGCAGAAAAGUCCACGCUGCCGUGCAGUGCUUCCAAAGAGCCCCCGGGCCUUAAGAAGCCACACGGGGGUGGCCAGUGCCUGUUGCCUCAGGAAGACUUUCCAGCCCUUGGGAAUGCCGGGCCACCUCGGAUGCCUCCACCCCCAGGCUUCAAUUCUGUGGUGCUACUUAAUGGCCCCCCACCCCCUCCUGGGCUGUCGGUGCCUCUUAGUAAACCACCCCCUGGCUUCACUCCUAUUCCACCCAGCAGUGUUUCAGAAAAUGCCUCGGCUCCUGUGAAAGAGCCCAAACUCUGUCAGGGACCCUAUCUGAUCCUGGACAACUUCCAGCAACGGAACAUCCGGCUAAUUCAGUCAAUCAGAGAAUUUCUUCAAGAAGAUGAAUCUCAGUUCAACAAAUUUAAGACGUACUCGGGGCAGUUCAGGCAGGGUCUGAUUUCAGCAGAGCAGUACUACAGAAGCUGCCAGGAGCUCUUGGGCGCGAACUUCAGGAAGAUCUUCAACGAGCUCUUGGUCCUCCUGCCAGACACAGCCAAGCAACAGGAACUGCUCUCUGCUUACAAUGACUUGAAGGCCAAAGCUCCAGCUGGCUCCUCCCCCUCCUCCUUGAGCAGGUCCAAGAAGAACCGAAAGGUGGUUUGGCAGACCGAGCCGGCUUCCGACCUUGACUGCUGCGUCUGCCCCACCUGCCAGCAGGUGCUGACCCAGCAGGACCUCGUUUCUCACCAAGCCCUGCACCUGGAGGAGGAGGAGUUCCCUUCCUUGCAGGCCAUUAGCCGGAUCAUCAGCUAGCCAUCCCAGCUGACCAAUAAAGUUAGUCUCCCUCU